Messenger RNA from Entamoeba nuttalli P19, 1527 nucleotides. RefSeq lists its product as hypothetical. The record is from RefSeq and is a predicted model, not a curated record. The transcript has a single exon. Gene Ontology annotation, molecular function: actin binding. Lineage: Eukaryota; Evosea; Mastigamoebida; Endamoebidae. Bases 1 to 1527 code for a protein of 508 amino acids.
AUGUCUAACAAACAAACGGAUAUUAAGACAAAAGAUGAAGUAGUCCAGAUAGAGAGAUGUACAACAGAAACUUAUCAAUUAAUGAAAAAAAUUAUACCAAAUUAUAAAAAAUUAGCUGAUGCAUGUGAAGGAUAUUUUAAGGCACAACUUGUAAUGAUUAAAGCUACUGACACACUUUAUAAUUGUCUUGAAGCGAUGGCUGAUACUUCAUUAGAAGAAGGAGGUCAACAAACUCAUCCAGACCUUCAAGUUGGAGUAAAAAAUAUGUCUAAUGUAUUAAAGAUGUGGAAAGAAAAUUUGAUGUCUGUAUGUGAUGAAUUUAGAAGUACUUGCUCUUGUAUUAGAGGAGAUGUUACUACUUUCCCAAAAGAAAUUGAAGCUAAAGAAAAAGAAUAUAAAAGUCAAAAGAAAAAAGAAGUAGAUGAAGUGUCUAAAGUUGAAAAGAAAUUAAGCUCUGUUAGUAAAAAUACAAAGCUUCAAGCAAAAGACCCAAAAGCCUUGGCUGAUGCCAUUACUGCUGUUACUAAAAAAGAAAGUGAAUAUCAACAUUUCCUUAUGAAUGGAUUAAAAGACUCACUUUCAAUGUUUAGAGGAACUUAUGGUCAAUUAUUUGAAUGUUUUAGAAAGUUAUUUAUUUGUAAAACUGAUACUGAUAAUAAGUCUCAAUUAAUUAUUUCAGCUAAUAUGGAGGAUAUGCAAAAAUUAAUUAAGACAUCUAAAGGACUUCCACAAAAAUAUAGAAGUUUAGUUACUAUGAAGAAACAAUCAAUGAUUAAUACUACUUGGUUGUCACCUGAAUUGAAAGAAAUUUUGAAAGCUGCUGGUGUGAAACCAAAACAUCUUGCUGACCCUACUAUUGUUGAAACUUUGAUUCAAACCGUCAAACAAGCCGUCCAACAAGGAACUGUUCCAAAAGACUUACUUGACCAAUUAGAAGCAUCAAGAGCAAAUAAAGAAGAUAAAUUAAGUAAAGUUAUUGAAGUAGAAGACAUCGUUGUACCAGACCGUAGACCACCACCUACUCCUAUUGCUCGUUCUAGUCCACGUACAGCUGCUCCUACAACUCCAACCGUUGCUACUGCUCCAGUACCAGCUGCUCCAGCUGAUAUUCCACCACCUCCACCAACUGCUCCAAUGAUGGAUAAUAUCCCACCACCCCCAGUAGCUCCUGCUAUUGGUAAUCCACCACCACCUCCUCCAAUUGCACCUCCCAAACAAGCUGGAAACCCACCACCUCCUCCUCCUAUAAGAUCAACCAACUCAGCUGGUAACCCACCACCACCACCUCCAGCAAGACAAACUGCUGCACCAGCACCAGCAAAUGGAAAUUUGUUAGCUGAUAUUAGAAGUGGUAUUACUCUUAGAUCAGCUGCUGAUAGAAAAUUAGACACUGCCGCACCUGUUGUUAGUGAUGCAGGAAAACAAGAUUUGACCUCUAUGCUCAGAAAAGCUAUGGAAGUAAGAAGGAAUGAUAUUGCUGAUGAUGAGGACGACGAUGAUGAUGACGAUGAUGAAUGGAGUGAUUAA